This is a messenger RNA of Papilio polytes (common Mormon), 372 nucleotides long. RefSeq lists its product as uncharacterized. The transcript has 4 exons. The record is from RefSeq and is a predicted model, not a curated record. Lineage: Eukaryota; Metazoa; Arthropoda; Insecta; Lepidoptera; Papilionidae. Bases 40 to 372 code for a protein of 110 amino acids.
GCCCCACUUCGGGUCGCUGCGCCAACGCAGAUCUGCAAUAUGGAUGGAUUACUGUUCGUUUUAAUACUAGAAGUGUCACUUCUUCAAAUAAGAAUCUUAGAAAAAAGCGCUGUUCGAAGUUUUCAACAACACGAGUUUUCCGACAAAAGUUACCAGCAAGAACUUGAUAAGCUUACGAGAGAUCGAAAUUUAGUAAAAGAUGUAAUAAGAAGGACUUUAUUGGAAAUAGCGGAAAACGGGAUUCCAUCAACUCUUCAACAAGCAGUGGAAAUGUUAACUAAAAGUUUAACAAGUUACGCAUCGAUAAAAAUAAGAAACGUGCAGUUAAAAACGUACGAUUAUUAUAAAAGCAUUGAUUCAAUUUUUCGGUAA